AUGGAGGACGAGUCGAGUUCGACAGAAGCUGCUAAUUGGACAACGAGCUACAGUGACGUGCCUAACCUCUACAUCACUUUUUAUGAUGAAACUAACAAAAGAUAUUACAAUCACACGGGGAUUGAAACUGAGUUCUACCAGUCGUUUAUCCUACCAUGGUGGCGCCAAGUGUUGUGGACGGUGCUUUUCGCCGGCAUGGUGGUGGUGGCGACGGUGGGCAACAUCGUCGUCAUAUGGAUCGUUCUGGCCAACAAGCGGAUGAGGAGUGUUACCAAUUAUUUUUUGGUAAAUCUUUCAGUGGCGGACGCGAUGGUGUCAACUCUGAACGUGACCUUUAAUUUCACAUACAUGCUGUAUUCGGACUGGCCUUUCGGUCACUUCUACUGCAAAUUCUGCCAGUUCAUCGCCGUGCUCAGCAUAACCGCUUCUGUCUUCACUCUAAUGGCCAUCAGCAUUGACCGAUAUGUUGCUAUAAUGAAACCUCUCAGACCAAGACUGGGCAAGAGGGCGACUCUCGGCAUAGCUGCAGCUAUAUGGGCAGGCAGUUCCAUCAUCAGCAGUCCCAACUUUAUUUACUUUACGAUUUUCGAGGAGAAAUUCGAGGAUGGUACAAACAGACGAGUGUGUUUCGCCCAGUGGCCCGACGGCAACACAACGUAUUCUAAUAUCGAAUAUGGAUACAACGUAACGUUUAUGAUACUGACGUACUUCCUGCCCAUAAUAUCUAUGACGUACACAUACGCGAAGGUCGGAGUGGAGCUAUGGGGUUCCAAGUCUAUCGGGGAGUGCACACAGCGUCAACUAGACAACGUUAAGAGCAAACGGAGGGUUGUCAAAAUGAUGAUGGUCGUCGUAGUAAUAUUUGCGGUGUGUUGGCUACCCUUCCACGUUUACUUCUUGAUCACCUCUUACUACCCUGAGGUUGUCAACUAUCGCUACAUUCAAGAAAUAUACCUCGGCAUAUACUGGUUGGCGAUGAGUAACUCCAUGUACAAUCCUAUCAUUUACUGCUGGAUGAACUCCAAGUUCAGACGAGGCUUCAAACAAUUCUUCUGGUGUUGUGGUGUUUUUGGUGGCGGUUUCGGUAGACGUGCUUUCGGGCCCGACCGCCUUGAUCGUUCCAUGCGCUCUUUCUCCCCCAGUAGGAAGAACGGCACCAGUACAAUUCGAAUUUCAUUACAUAGCACGUACAACAAUCCGCUGAAGAGCAGCAUUUGACAGCAACGCGGGGCGUGCGGCAUGCACAGCGACCGCGGCACGACUGAGGCCCAGACGCACGGCGAGGAGCGGACGUGGAUAUGACGGGAGAAUCGCCCGCGCCCCGUUCUUACCCCCCAUGAUCUAUAUGGAUGAACUAAGUGAAUAGUGACCAAUCAGAGUUCACGAAAAAAUUCAAAUCUUUACCUGACCAAUCACAGUGUUUCUUCGUAUUUAAUAUUGUUUUUAUAAAUAAAAAUUUAUAUUCUUUACUAGAGUACUUAUUAAUACUCUUUCA
Messenger RNA from Melitaea cinxia (Glanville fritillary), 1495 nucleotides. RefSeq names its product tachykinin-like peptides receptor 99D (gene NGR-A24). NCBI's taxonomy places the organism in Eukaryota, Metazoa, Arthropoda, Insecta, Lepidoptera, Nymphalidae. Gene Ontology annotation, biological process: G protein-coupled receptor signaling pathway. Gene Ontology annotation, cellular component: plasma membrane. The transcript is spliced from 9 exons. Gene Ontology annotation, molecular function: tachykinin receptor activity. Bases 1 to 1218 code for a protein of 405 amino acids. The record is from RefSeq and is a predicted model, not a curated record.